Panicum virgatum (switchgrass) is the source of this 1389-nucleotide messenger RNA. Its product is annotated as caldesmon-like. The coding region runs from base 219 to 1109 and encodes 296 amino acids. Lineage: Eukaryota; Viridiplantae; Streptophyta; Magnoliopsida; Poales; Poaceae. The transcript has 2 exons. The record is from RefSeq and is a predicted model, not a curated record.
GUGCCCUCAAGAAAAGGCUUGGAAUGUGUGGGCGGCUACGCCACCAUUGCUCACGGUCACAGGGUUCCUACAGCAUAUAUCUAUGUCCGUUCCUGCAUCUCCUCACGGCCACGGACCUGGGAACCUACUAGCUACCAAGCUCAACGCCAUCAACGCCCGUGCGUGCACGUACGAGGACACCGGCGGCGAGGUCAGCCUCAUCGACGCCACCGGCAAUAAUGGCGGCGAGCAGGCAAGCACCGGCGGCGGCGGAGAACGUGGACCCCGUCUACGAGUGGCUCGACGACGGCGACAGCUACCUCCUCAACCUCAACCUCCCAGAGUUCAAGAAGGAGGAUUUCCGGGUGCACGUGGACGGCGAGGGCCGGCUCACCGUCAUCGGCCAGCGGAGGCCCGCGCCCGGGGCCGGCGGCGGGGCCAAGGCGGUGCGGCUCCACAAGGCGUUCCAGCUGCCCAACACGGCCAACCUCGACGGCGUCUCCGGCCGCUUCGAUGGCACCGUGCUCACGAUCAGAGUGCCCAAGCUGCAGCAGGAGCAAGAGCAACAACCCGCCGCGACGCCGCUGCCUCCUCCAUCGACGCAGGCAAAGGAGGAGGCGCGAGUCCCCGGCGGUGGUAAGCCAGCUGCUGCUCUAGAUGACAGGGCGGCGAAGCAGGUUGGCCGUGAUGAGGCGGAGACGGAGCAGCGGAGGACGAUCGAGGCGGCGGAGAGGGCGAGCUUGACGGCGGCACGCAAAGAGGAAGACGACAAGGCCGCCAAGGCCAAGCCCGUGGCGCCGCCGCCCCCGUCACAGCAGCAGCCGAGGGAGGAGAAGGUGGCGAGGGGCGGAGACCGUCGAGACGAUGAGGACGAGAAGGCGAGGGCCGAGCACAAGGAGAAGGUCGCCCGCGAGGCCGAGCGCAGGAUCGAGGCGGCGCGGGCGAGGGUGGCGGAGGCCAAGGCGAAGGCGGAGCGGGAGCGGCAGUGCGAGCACUGGAAGGAGCGCGCGGUGGAGGAGGGGCUCAAGCUGGCGGACGCGGUCAGCAAGAAGACGGAGGUGAUCGCCACGGCCGUCGCUGCCUUCACGCUCGGCGUCUUCGUCUCCCACAAGCUCUUCUCCAGGAGUUGAUCCAUCAACCCAUCCAUGAAUGGAUGAUCAAACGACAACAGAGAGAUCGAGCACGUCGGCUUAAUCAUUUACGUGCAGGGCGCCAGGGCUUCAAUUCAAGCCUUCUUCAGCGCCUUCACACUGUCGAUUGUACUACUAUAUACAGAGAAGAAAAGUGCAGGUAGCAUCAUUGUACAUACAAACAAAUUGUAAUCGUGGCAAGGUUGACAUGCACAGAUACUGAUGAUCGACCAACCAAUGUACGCAUUCAGCUUCUUAGAGAACUAUCUACUUUAUUUGA